AUGUACCAUGAAGGUUUGAUUGAAGCUCUUCCUGGAGACAAUGUGGGCUUCAGUGUGAAGAAUGCGUCUCUCAAAGAUGUUUGUUGUGGCAGAGUUGCUAGUGACAGGAAAAAUGACCCACCAAUGGCAACAGCUGGCUUCAUUGCUCAGGUGAUUAUCCUGAACCUUCUAGGCCAUACUGGUGCUGACCAUGCCCCUCUACUGAACUGCCACACAGUUCACAUUGCUUGCAAGUUUGCUGAGCUGAAGGGAAAGAUUGAUCGCUGUUACAGUAAUAAGCUGGAAGAUAGCCCUAAACUCUUGAAGUCUGAUGAUGUUGCCAUUGUUGAUAUGGUUCCUGGCAAACCCACGUGUGUUGAGAACGUCUUGGACUAUCCUCCUCUGGGUCGUUUUGCUGUUUGUGAGAUGAGACAGACAGUUGCUGUGGAUGUCAUCAAAACAGUGGACAAGAAGACUGCUGGAGCUGGCAAGGUCAUCAAGUCUGCCCAGAAACCUCAGAAGCCUAAUGAAUAUUAGUCUUAAUCAGUGGUGAAAGAACAGUGUCAGAACUGUUUGUUUCAUUUGGCCAUUUAAAUUUAAUAGUAAAAGACUGGUUGAUGGUAACAAUGAAUUGCAAAACCUUCAGAAGGAAAGGAGAAUGUUUU
This is a messenger RNA of Cebus imitator (Panamanian white-faced capuchin), 644 nucleotides long. Its product is annotated as elongation factor 1-alpha 1-like. Bases 1 to 516 code for a protein of 171 amino acids. The transcript has a single exon. The record is from RefSeq and is a predicted model, not a curated record. NCBI's taxonomy places the organism in Eukaryota, Metazoa, Chordata, Mammalia, Primates, Cebidae.